UGAACCGACAGCAAAUGUUCUAAAACAGACAAAAAAGGAACCUAUUUGUAGUUUAUUGGAGCACACCGCCUGACAAUAUCCUAGGCUUAUUUCUGUCUGAAAUAUAUAACAAACAACUCAUAGCCUUUGCGACUGGCGGAAGUUUGGAAACUGAUUACAAGCUCAGCGUAGAGUACUAUAAAGAACCCUUUAAGGUACGUUGAAAUAAUGACAUUAUAGCUCGCUCUGUUAAGAGUAGUUCUUGGAUUUAAACGUGGAAACAAAGAAAAAGAAUCAGACGCAGCUAUCAGUAAAAUUAAUUGCAGAGGGUCUGGGGCAAUUAUUAAUUUCAAGAAGCGACUGAUAGCUCCAAAGAAUUGGUAAGGCUGAUUGCACGUGAACAUAUUUCCAAAUCUAAACACAGGAAGGUGAUCCUCGAGAUUAUUAUUAUGCCCAAGCAACUUGAUGGUUCCUAUUCGAAUGUCUUGAAAAUUUCAAUGCUCCUCUUCAUGCGUUGCAGUGAAAUAUGAUUUGUAGCAUUCGCUAUUCCGGUUGCAUUCUGAGAAAGGACAUAGAGCAGGCACGAUACGACAAUACAAACAUGAGUCAUACUUGAUACGUAAUUCAGAUAUGGUUAUUAAAGGUGUUCGCAACAUCUAAUUUCAAGUAAAAUUGAACCUUGAAGAGCUUUCUUUUACUCUCCAGUGUACUUUCGUACAUUUACAUGCUUGCAGUUGCCAGGCAGCUGCCGAAAGUCAACUAUCAUUGUUGCCGCUAGCACGCGCUGUCAGUCUUGACCUCUCAGGUAUGAAUGACGACGGCGUCUAAUUGAGAACCGCCAAACUUUACGUCUGAUUUAAGCCGGCACAAUAUUAGAUUCCCGAACUUAAUAAACAAUUGAGUCAAUUAAUCAGUUCACCGGGACGCAGUAGCGUUGGUAUUCAACCGUGUAAUACGAGAUUUGUUGUUAAAUAAAUGUAUUAAAGCGAGGCCUCCAUUACACAACAAAGCCCUCUCUUAUCAACUUGUAGUUUAUUGUCAACGCAAGUAUGCAAUAUUGCGAUAUCAGUUAUUGCUGUAGACAAUCUAAUAUGCAAAUCUGCGGUGAACUCAGUUCCAUAAAUAAAGUAUCAAUGUUUUGUUUUACAACAGGGAAAACUUAGACGCAUCGGAACAUGAAGAUGAAAACUCUUAUAAUUUACGUUUUGGCCACACUUUUGACAACAGAAAUGAUACAAUUCCCGAACACAGCACAUGCUGCCCCGAGUCAACGAAAUUUCAAGAGCGAAGAUGGUAAGAUGAUGCAUCAUUUGUAAUAUUGAGCAACGUCUAGCCUUCCUAAUUUACUCGGUAGGAAAUUUUGCUUUCUUUUAAUGCCAUUUUGGUGUUGAGGAUUUACAUACUUACUAUACUCCUUACAAGUGAAUCGUCAAGGGUAUCACUGAACUAUGAGUACGUGAGAAGCCUGCAGUUUUAAUUCAUCAUAGUUCUUUUAGCACCGCAGAUAUUCUUCAAAGAUAUCGAGUAAACUAAAUAGCACAUUAGAACAACUUUUUCAGUGAGAAUAACCAGCAAAAAAUAAAACGACCAUCAUAUAUUUGCUGCGGUUUUAAGCCUUCAUGACUAAAAGUCGAGACAUCUCAAUUUGUUCCACACAUCACUCAUCAGUCUCGAUAGUUUUGUUAUGCACUGGAGUUCUUGUUUUUUUUUGUUUUGUUUUUUUUAAGCCACUAAUUGAUGUAGUACCUCAUCAUAUCACGCCAUUCGCGUAUGGUUUUCUUUCGGAAGUACUUCUAGCGUGUUGAACAACUCCGCUGUCAAAUUUAGUAGUGAGAUCAAUUUUAAUCUGUCACCCCCGUAAACCACUUAGUUUCUGAUGGAUUUGUGUGGAAUCUGACUCCAAACUUCCGAAAGAUAGCCCAUGGUCAUUGGUAACUUGUGUGUCUUCUCGACAUUGAUUGCGGUGACCUUUCAACACACGCAUUCACUUUGAAGGAUGUCAGUCUCAGCUGUAUACAACUAGAACUUCCUAUUGCCUAAAAUUUUACUGCUCGAUACAACCGUAUAAUAACAGUGGGCAAUAUCGGCAUUUUCAAGAGACAUGUUUAUAUCGGACAUUUGUUCUGACAUGACUAAUUUGUCUUACGCAAGAUAUUACUUUUCAAUUUGAUCAGCAGAGGGUACUGAUUAAAUUCAGAAACCGUAUCUUCCAUUGUUCACCUCGAAAAACAAAAAAGCAAGAUCCGAAGAGAAAUUGAUGAAGGAGUUUACAACAACGAUGAGUUACAAAUAUAAAAAAAAAUUAAAAGAUAAACAUUCUUAAAAGGAGUGAGAGAAUCAACACGCAAAAAAAACAUAAGAUUCUUCUGAAGAGGGACGAAACGCAUCGUGGCAUACACAAGGCACGUGCGUUUUCCGCGUUUGACGCCGCUGGCGGAAAGUCAACGCUAUAAUUCUGAUUGUUUUAUUGACUCCAGCUGCGUCUGCUCAUAUUUCAUGAACCAAAUUGAAAAAGACAUCAAAAGUCAGGGACAGAUUUUGAGGGACAUGAAGUCAAUUUUUUAGCGCAACAUAAGCGAGUAUUUGCUUCGCCGCCUCACCGACCUCAGACAAUUCACCGGUGAAAUACUAAACACUGUUUUUUUUUUUUCUCACUACUCAGAGAUAAUAGAAGGUGACAUAUUAGUGACCGAACCUCUCCGACGUGCCAUGAAGGCGGGCAACUCAAGGACCAGACGUGACAUUGUUAGCAACAAGAUCAAAAGAUGGCCGGAUGGCGUAGUGCCAUACAAAUUAGAUUCUAGCCUAAGUAAGUGUCUUUGUGUCAUGCUGCGUCAGAUAGCGGCAGUCAACCACGAAGACUGAGUGGCCGCGCCUCCGAAGAGUCGGCCUAAUAGUCGAGGUUGUCCUAAUUUCCUUUAACCUGCUUUUUUUCAGGUAAAGAAGCUAUCAAGGCAAUUAAGGUAGCUAUACGUGAGUUCCACAGAAGGACUUGUGUAAAAUUCGUCCUUCACACCAACGAACAGGACUAUCUGGAAUUCCAAGGAAGUUACGGGUUAGACACAUUUCUACAGACUUCUUGAGGCAAAUAAUUGCAAAAUCAAAGUUUCCCAACUGACAUAAUUCUGGGCUAUGACUCAAAGCUACAAGUCGAACCCAGACCCCUUGAUACGAAAUCGCAGAGCGUUUUCCCUUGAGCUAAUUCGUACAAUUUCUCCACGUUUUAGCUGCUUCUCAGCCAUUGGCCGUCAGGGUGGAAAGCAGCGACUCUCUGUCGGUGAAGGAUGCGAAUAUAAGGGAACAGUCCUGCACGAGAUCAUGCAUGCUCUGGGAUUCUUUCACGAACACUCUCGUACUGACAGGGACGACUAUAUCAUGGUUCUAUGAUGGAACAUUGAGCCAG
Messenger RNA from Pocillopora meandrina, 3382 nucleotides. The record is from the annotation of a GenBank genome assembly. Lineage: Eukaryota; Metazoa; Cnidaria; Anthozoa; Scleractinia; Pocilloporidae.